Caenorhabditis sp. 36 PRJEB53466 is the source of this 705-nucleotide messenger RNA. The record is from the annotation of a GenBank genome assembly. NCBI's taxonomy places the organism in Eukaryota, Metazoa, Nematoda, Chromadorea, Rhabditida, Rhabditidae.
AUGCUUGCCCCACGCUUGCAAAAGGCAAUUAAUGCCUGCAGAUCGUUCCAUCUCGCCAGAGUGAUGUCCAGUGAGUUUUUCAUUUGAUUUUCCCGAAAUAUUUUCACGAAGAUCCGUAGUUUUCAGUGCGCGGACCUCUGACAUUCGAUGGAUGGUACCCUCGUGAUCACAAGCCGAGCGCUCCGCCGACGAACGAGGCAGAGCGUCGCGCGGCAGCCGUCAAGUACGGUCUUCGGCCGGAAGACUAUCAAUCGAUGGACAAAGACGACGUCGUCAAGUUCGCCGGAGACUAUCCGGAUCUCGGCGUGAUCACCUACGACCACAAGGAUCCGUACGAGGCGUGGACCGACCGACAGAACCGCAGAAAUUGGGGAGAGCUCGUGCCGAUUGAUAUGAUGCGCUACCGUGGAGAUCGUCUCACUUUCACCGGACUCGAGGCUGAGGAUUACACUACGUAAGUUGGGAAAAAUGCGAAACAUUUCGUUUUUAUAUGAUUUUUGCAGAUGGGGCUCAAUCGUGAUGUGUCUGCGUGUGCUGGUGCCGAUGGCGCUGCUCACCUGGUACUUCUGCAACGAUCAUCCGAAUGCGCUGCGCUGGAGGAACCCGGCGAUGCCGAAGCAGUAUCCGUACGACUUCUACCGUGCCUAUCCGUUCGACGAUCCGCGCAAAUACCCAAUUGUCAACUAUUCUUUUGAAACCGAAUAG